AGUGACGUACCCCUGCAACUUGUCUUUCAACUGACCAUCAGGCAGGAGUCAGUUUGAUAUUUUGAGUUCAGCAAAGGGAGGGAAAACGUCCAGUAAAGUGCAGCUGCUACAAAAUCUACAAAAUCUAUAACACACAUUUAUUUAUUUUUAAUCUGGCCUUCUUUACAUUGUGGAAAUGACCAGUCAAAGUUCUGAUGCAGAUGAAGCAACCAAGGCAUCUGGAGAACGGACUUUCGAAAAAGCAAAGAAAAAGGCUCAAGAAAAAAUUGACCAUUUGUUUAAUAUCUCACUUAACAUUGCUGUAACUGGAGAAACCGGGGUGGGAAAGUCAGCUUUCAUCAAUGCUUACAGAGGUCUGAAAGAUGAUGAUGAAGGUGCUGCUGAAACUGGAGUUACUGAGACCACUGCUGAACCCACCCCUUACAACCACCCCACAAUGCCAAAUGUGGUGCUUUGGGACCUGCCUGGAGUUGGAACCCCAAAUUUUAAAGCAAAAACAUAUGUUAAGAAAAUGCAGAUAGACAGGUUUGAUUUCUUCAUUAUUAUCUCUUCGGUAAGAUUCAAAGAGAAUGAGAUCAUGCUGGCUAAAGAGAUCCAAAAAAGGAAAAAGAAGUUUCACUUUAUUAGAUCAAAGAUAGACAAUGAUAUUCGAGCAGAAGAACAAAAGAAAACUUUCAAUAAAGAGGAAACUCUCUCAAGAAUCAGAAAGGAUUGUCAGGAAAACCUAAAGGAACUGGGAAAUCCUCCUGUGUUCCUCAUAUCCUCCUGGAAUCUUUCUGCAUUUGAUUUUGAGAAGCUUGUUUCAACUCUGAACUCUGAGCUUCCAGAGCAUAAGCAGUACGCUCUACUGCAGUCUGCACCAGUCACUUCAGUGGCUAUGCUGGAGAAGAAAGUGGACAUGUUUAAGAAGCUCAUCUGGGCUGCAGCUAUUGUCUCUGGUGGGAUUGCAGCAGUACCGGUGCCUGGCCUGUCUUUCGCAUGUGAUACAGUCACUGUGAUGACUUUCUUUACAAAGUGUUUCCAUGCAUUUGGCCUUGAUGACAGAUCUCUUGAGAAGCUCUCAGAACGAGUGAACAAGCCAGAACUGAAGAAUCUGAAGAAGGCCCCACUUUUGAAGGAACUUGCAGCAUCAUCAGCAGUCAGACUGGGAGGGUCUGCAGUUGGAGAGUUUCUGUGCAGUUUGGUACCUGUUGCAGGAAAUAUUGCAGCAGCAACAAUCUCCUUCACCAUGACACGUGAUAUCCUUCAAAAUGGACUAAAAAUGUUAGCAGAUGAAGCACGAGGAGUCCUGAGAGAGGCAGGACUGGAGUAAUGAACAAACUGAGAGAAACAACAUACCAGUAAAAAUAAGUUAAAGAUCACAAAAAUAAUCAACAUGAUUAAGAUUAGAUUACAUUAAUGCACAAUGAAUAUAAAUAAUAAUAAAUAUUUGUAUCUCUAAUUUAACAGGUCAUACUGAAUUCAAUUAGAUACCAGCUAAUUUUUGGAAGCAAACAAACAUCUUCUCGUCUGUAAAAAAGCUGAAGAUUAAAAGAGAAAGAGCUUCUACAGCAGAAUAAUGAUUAUAACCACACCUCAACGAUGGAAUACCCAAAGAGGAUCAAGCUGAAUGUUCUAUACUAUGCUCCUCACAGUGACCUGCACAGCUAUUUUCUUUAGAUUUUUUUUCUUCUUUUUUGUUGAUGAAGCUGAAAAUAAUGGCAAUAUAAAAAGUAAUUUUCUUUUAAUUUUAAAUAUGUGCUUCUGGUUAACUUUGUGGCUUUUGGAAAUCAUGUGAUCUUUCUGUAAAUGUAAAUAAUCUUAUUCCCUAUUUUAUUUGUUAUUGUUAAAACUAUCCACAUGCAAUCAAUUAUAUUUUCAGGAACAUCAUUUAUAACAUUGAUCAUAUAUUGUUUAGCCUGAUAAUUGGUUGAUGAAAUAUGUAAUUUGUAAUAUCGCAAGUUAAAAUUCUGUGUAUAAACACUUUAAAAUGCAUAAGGGAGAACUUUUAACAUUUUUUUGUUUGAUUUCAUUUAUUUGAAUGUAAUAUUUGAUUAUAUAUUAUUAAAAGCUCUUAAUCAAUGGGUUUAAAACACAGUUUGUUCAAAAUAAAUCUCUAAAUAAAUGAAGAUUUGAUCA
Astyanax mexicanus (Mexican tetra) is the source of this 2118-nucleotide messenger RNA. RefSeq names its product interferon-inducible GTPase 5-like. Gene Ontology annotation, molecular function: GTP binding; GTPase activity. NCBI's taxonomy places the organism in Eukaryota, Metazoa, Chordata, Actinopteri, Characiformes, Acestrorhamphidae. Gene Ontology annotation, cellular component: membrane. The coding region runs from base 176 to 1312 and encodes 378 amino acids. The transcript is spliced from 2 exons. The record is from RefSeq and is a predicted model, not a curated record.